AUUCCCGUGUGAGCGUGAUUGAUCACGGCCAUUUAUCUUGUGUUCAAUCUAUUUAUAAAGCCGGGCUGAGCAGUGCUGCCCGAGGCGGGAGGCUCGGUCGGAGAGAGCGCUCGAAUGUCACAUUUCCCAGGCUUAUUUGGUCCUGCAGCUUGCAUGACGCGACUCAGCAAACAUCAGAGGUCCUCGUGGGCGCCUGUCAGCCCCCAUAGGCUAUGCUUGCUCUCUUCCCGGAAAUGUGUCUUUAAUGAGCUCAUGUCUUAAAACACUCUGUGCUCCGUGUCUGGAUCUUAGGUGCUAAGGCUGCAGUCUCUGCAGAACCGAGCAGAUUAAUGGAAUGUCCCGGAACAGGAGUCUCUACUCUGGGGAAUGCUCCUGCAGAUGGGGGGCAGCCCGAAAAACACGCCUGGUGGCCGUGCUGCCCCCAGCGUUCCCUACAUGUCCAUGCCAGAGCCCCCUACCCACUGGACUCUGGUCAGCGGGCUCCCGGGGAGGAGCCCCCACUUCUCUGAUAGCGGGGGGAGCAAGCCUCAUCCUGCCAGGGAGGGGCAUCUUGCAGUUUAGAUUUCCCUAACAAUCUGGGCCUGGACUGACAGUUCUGGGGGCUGCGUGUGGUCAGGAGAGGGAGGCCCGUCAGGUGAGGGUGCUGCUAUCCCCAAAAGCAUCCCUCCAGGGCUUGGGAUCUUUCGAGGUGGUGUUGGUGGGGACCACAAGGCCCACAGAAGUGUUCUCCUUGCUGGCCCUGGCUGCUCUCCCAGCCUCACAUGGCCGGUGCUUGGUGGUAUUUCUGGCAGAGACCCUGCCUGGGCGGAAAAUGCAGAUGCAAACCCAGAUUCCUUCUGGGUGCUUCACGACUUCCAAAAGUGCUUGCAGGAGGUCAGCUCUAGGAAGGGGCGAAUAGUCCAAGGAGGGAAGAGGACCCUGUGUGGCAGGGGCCAGGGUGUGAGGGCCAGGGCAGGCCGUGCUCCCCACCUCAGGUGCCUCUGGGAAAGCCCCCACUGUUCAUGCUUCAGCACGCUGCGUGGAGGGCAGGAGGAGCUUAGGUUUGUAUUUGCUCUCACAUGGGAGGCUUUACAAUCUCUAAACCCUGCCCUCCUUCCUCAGCCCUGAGCACAUCCCAGGUGCAUGCUUCCCAAGGAUUCCCGGGAGGCUGGGUGUGCUGACGGAUGCUGCCCACCACCGCAGAACAAAUGCUGACGGAUACGGAAGUGUCGUCCCAGGAGGGCUGCAUCCAAAAGAUCUCUGAAGACCUGAGCAGUGAGAAGCUCUGCAUGGAUGCUGGUCAGGCGGGGUCCGGCAGCUGGCUCAAGUACAUCCGGGUGGCAUGCUCCUGCGACGACCAGAACCUCACCAUGUGCCAGAUCAACGAGCAGAUUUAUUAUAAAGUCAUCAAGGACAUUGAGCCCGGGGAAGAGCUGCUGGUGCACGUGAAGGAAGGCGCAUACUCCCUGGGGACAGUGCCCCCCAGUCUGGAUGCAGAGGAGCCCACGUUCCGCUGUGACGCCUGUGACGAGCUCUUCCAGUCCAAGCUGGACCUGCGGCGCCACAGGAAGUAUGCGUGCGGCUCCGUGGGGGCCACGCUCUAUGAGGGCCUGGGCGAGGAGCUCAAGCCGGAGGGGCUCAGCAGCGGGGGCAGUGAGCAGGCCCAUGAGUGCAAGGACUGCGAACGGAUGUUCCCCAACAAAUACAGCCUGGAGCAGCACAUGGUUGUGCACACGGAGGAGCGAGAGUACAAGUGUGAUCAGUGCCCCAAGGCCUUCAACUGGAAGUCCAACCUCAUCCGACACCAGAUGUCCCACGACAGUGGCAAGCGCUUCGAAUGUGAAAACUGUGUGAAGGUGUUCACGGACCCCAGCAACCUGCAGCGGCACAUCCGUUCCCAGCACGUCGGCGCCCGGGCUCAUGCCUGCCCCGACUGUGGGAAGACAUUUGCCACAUCCUCCGGCCUCAAGCAGCACAAGCACAUCCACAGCACCGUCAAACCUUUCAUAUGUGAGGUCUGCCACAAGUCCUACACACAGUUCUCCAACCUGUGCCGACAUAAGCGGAUGCACGCCGACUGUCGCACGCAGAUCAAGUGCAAGGACUGCGGGCAGAUGUUCAGCACUACCUCCUCCCUCAACAAACACCGGCGUUUCUGUGAGGGCAAGAACCAUUACACGCCGGGCGGCAUCUUCGCCCCGGGCCUGCCCUUGACCGCCAGCCCCAUGAUGGACAAGGCCAAGCCCCCCCCAACCCUCAACCACGCCAGCCUGGGCUUCAACGAGUACUUCCCAUCCAGGCCACACCCCGGCAGCCUGCCCUUCUCGGCGGCUCCACCUGCCUUCCCCGCACUCACCCCGGGCUUCCCGGGCAUCUUCCCUCCAUCCCUGUACCCCCGGCCGCCUUUGCUACCUCCCACGCCGCUGCUCAAGAGCCCCCUGAACCACACCCAGGACGCCAAGCUCCCCAGCCCCCUGGGCAACCCGGCGCUGCCCCUCGUGUCCGCUGUCAGCAGCAGCGGCCAGGGCGCCACAGCUGCUGCGGGGCCCGACGACAAGUUUGAGCGCCGCCUGGACGACUCCUACACAGACAAGCUCAAGACGAGAGGCAGCGACAUGUCGGACGGCAGCGACUUUGAGGACGUCAACACCACAACGGGUACCGACCUGGACACGACCACCGGCACGGGCUCGGACCUGGACAGCGAUGUGGACAGCGACCGGGACAAGGCCAAGGACAAGGGCAAGGCGGUGGAGGCCAAGCCCGAGUGCGGGGGCGGCGCGGCGGCCCCGGGGGCCCCGAGCACGGCCGAGCUGCCGGUCUUCUACUCCCAGCACGCCUUCUUCCCGCCGCCCGACGAGCAGCUGCUGGCCGCCUCGGGCGCCGCGGGCGACUCCAUCAAGGCCAUCGCCUCCAUCGCCGAGAAGUACUUCGGCCCCGGCUUCGUGGGCAUGCAGGAGAAGAAGCUGGCCUCGCUGCCCUACCACUCCGUGUUCCCCUUCCAGUUCCUGCCCAACUUCCCCCCCGCCCUCUGCCCCUUCGCGGACCGCUCCCUCGCCCACAACCUCCUGGUCAAGGCCGAGCCGCGGUCACCCCGGGACGCCCUCAAGGUGGGCGGCCCCAGCGCCGAGUCCCCUUUCGACCUCACCACCAAACCAAAAGAGGCGAAGCCCGUGCUGCCCGCGCCCAAGGCGCCCCCGGCCCCGGCCUCCGGGGAGGAGCAGCCGCUGGACCUGAGCAUUGGCAGCCGCGUCCGAGCCAGCCAGAAUGGAGGGGGGCGGGAGCCCCGCAAGAACCACAUCUACGGGGAGCGCAAGCUGGGGGCCGGGGACGGGCUGCCCAAGGCAUGCCCGGCGCAGCUGCCCCAGCAGCCCUCCCUACACUACGCCAAGCCGUCGCCCUUUUUCAUGGACCCCAUUUACAGCAGGGUAGAGAAGCGGAAGGUGACCGACCCCGUGGGAGUCCUGAAGGAGAAGUAUCUGCGGCCGUCCCCACUGCUCUUCCACCCCCAGAUGUCAGCCAUCGAGACCAUGACAGACAAGCUGGAGAGUUUUGCAGCCAUGAAGGCGGAGUCGGGCAGCUCCCUGCAGCCCCUCCCCCACCACCCCUUCAACUUCCGGUCCCCACCCCCCACGCUCUCGGACCCCAUCCUCAGGAAGGGCAAGGAGCGCUACACCUGCAGGUACUGUGGCAAGAUCUUCCCCCGAUCAGCAAACCUCACGAGACACCUGAGGACGCACACUGGGGAGCAGCCAUACAGGUGUAAGUACUGCGACCGCUCCUUCAGCAUCUCCUCCAACCUCCAGCGGCACGUCCGGAACAUCCACAACAAGGAGAAGCCCUUCAGGUGCCACCUGUGCAACCGCUGCUUUGGGCAGCAGACCAACCUGGACCGGCACCUCAAGAAGCACGAGCACGAGCACGCUCCAGUGAGCCAGCACUCCGGGGUCCUCACGAACCACCUGGGGACCAGUGCCUCCUCUCCCACCUCCGAGUCAGACAACCAUGCACUUUUAGAUGAGAAAGAAGACUCUUAUUUCUCUGAAAUCAGAAACUUUAUUGCCAAUAGUGAGAUGAACCAAGCAUCAACACGAACGGACAAACGGCCGGAGGUCCAGGACCUGGACGGCAGCUCCCAGUGCCCGGGCCUAGCCAGCGGGAAGCCAGAGGACGUGGAGGAGGAGGAGGAGGAGGAACUAGAGGAGGAAGAUGAUGACAGUCUGGCAGGAAAGUCCCAGGAUGACACUGUGUCGCCCACGCCCGAGCCCCAAGGUGCCUACGAGGACGAGGAGGACGAGGAGCCGCCUGCCUCCCUGGCCGUGGGCUUUGAACACACCCGAAGGUGUAUUGAGGAGCAACCAGGCGGUCUGUUAGCUUUGGAGCCGAUGCCGACUUUUGGGAAGGGGCUGGAUCUCCGCAGAGCAGCUGAGGAAGCGUUUGGCGUUAAAGAUGUGCUUAAUCCCACCUUAGAUUCUGAGACUUUAAAGCAGACACUGUACAGGCAGGCUAAGAACCAGGCGUAUGCAAUGAUGCUGUCUCUUUCCGAGGAUGCUCCUCUCCACACCUCCUCCCAGAGCCCUCUGGACGCUUGGUUGAACAUCACGGGAGCCACGCCGGAAUCUGGAGCCUUUAACCCCAUCAACCACCUCUGACCGGCCCGGGAGGGGCUGGGGUCAGAGCCCAAGCCAGGCAACCUCAAGGGCCCCAAUGUCCCAACAGAAAUCCCGGCUGCAGAAGAUGGAGAAGUGAGCCUCGGGGAGCGGCGUGGCCUGGGCCAGAGAGACACCCCCCUGCCCCGUCACCUGCGUUGACCACUCCUUGGCGCUUGUCCCCACACAUACCACGGUUCAGCUCUAACUUUUCCCAGGAGUCCAUGAGCUGUCCUGGAGGCCCACCGUCCAAGAAUUGGUCUUAAGAACAGCCUUCCAGAAGGGUACAGCACAAGGCCGGCCACGUGCAGCUUGGGAGCUGCCUCGCGGAACCAACCCGGUGGGUGAGGGCAGGAUUUUCAUCCCAAACUGAAGGCAGUGGGCCACUUCGGGCACCAGUGUGGUGUCGCAGAGAGGAUCGGACAGACACGGGUGUGCUCUGCAAAGGGAGACCGCCCAAAUGAUUUUUUUAUAAUGAGAAUUACAAGAGUAACCCUUUUGGUAAUCUUAUUGACGACAGAGUCUAUUUAAGCAUGUGGUUUUAAAAAUAGACAGUAUUUUUUAAAAGAUCGAAAGAUGACUUGCAAAUUGUUUUUUAAAAGUAAUUUUGCAUUUGCUUCGAAAUCUCAGCUUCUUUGCAAACCCGAGCCCGCUUGGGAACUGAUACCGUGCCUGGGCGUGUUCUUUAUACUGUAGAUAACGGAGAAAUUUUCUAUCCCUGACUGUAUUUGUAAAGCCAACGUGAUUCUGGGUGGCCCCGAGCAGAACCGAGGGGCCUGGGGCCCACUCCUGUGAGCAGUUUCAAACUGUGCCAUGGAAUUCUUAGACAUGGUAUCCUGGGCUGGCCCAAGGCUGCGAGAUACGCCCGUGGCACACAUCGCAUGUGUGCGGCAUGUGAUUCAUGCCUGUGGCCCCCAGCAAGACCCCCCACCCUGAUUGUAUGGGGAAGGUGAGAGCGGUGGCUCCAGUCCCCUGUGCAGAGGUGGGGGCCAGGCACCUGACACUCCUCCGGACCAGGUCUGCCCAUCAGCUACCCCGGUGCCAGCCCCCCACGGCCGUUCUGCGGAAGGCAGGACCUGCCAGCUGCAUCCACGUCUCCAGCCACACCCUCACCCACCCCAUCUGGACAAGGGGAAGGAAGCAGGCAUCCUAUUGUGGCCACCCUGGGGUCACUCUGCAGCUCCUCUGCCCCUGGCCGCCAGGCUCUCCGCCUGUGUGAACCCCGGGCUCCAGGACACGACUGCCAGACCAGCUCCAGGACGGAAGGCCAUCCAGGCGGGACCUGCCACGGAUGCCAUCGCCUCCUCCUCCUCGGGAUGGGUCUGCUUCUCCACUCGGAUGGGCUUUAAAUUAUUCCCAUAGGGGCCAAUUUCAAAUCAUGUUUUUCCCUGAUGGAAUUUACCUUAAUCUGUAUAUAACUUGUAAUUUUUUCUAAUUCAUUUCUUUUCUUAUUUUAUUUCUUCCUUAACAGUAUUUUGGCAUUAGACAUUCUUAUUGUGAAGAAAUAAUGUUAAUAUAAGUAUGUAGUGAAGGACCAAAACCGUGUAUAAGGUUGUGUGUUGUGUGAUCGAUAACCAGGGAGUGGGGAGGUUUUUAAUGUGCCAAAUACCCCCGCGCCCCCGGACGGAUCCUGCUGCCCAUCUCCAGACAAUCACGUGUUUUUGUUAAAUUAGAGUUUCAGUUACAUUUGCAUUUAAGACAAGUGUUCUAUUUAUUUGUUUUAUUGUUUGGAAGGAAAAAAAAAAAAAAGAAUAGCGUCCCAACAGGAAGAGAAAAAGAUCCUCCAAGGUGCCCUUAGAAAAGAAUGUAGAUGCAAGCGAUAGGGGCGCGGGCCGCCUGGGGAUGGGGCUCUGGCGGUGCGUGGGUCCUGGGCGCUGGCCCAGGGGCAGCAGGCCGGUCAGAGCAGCCGUGUCCCCGUUUCCCCGCUGCUCCAGGCCAGCGACAAUCGUGUGCUUCCGCGUGGGGGGAGCGGCCAAGGGCGCCACGCCACUCCGGCGCACCUGCAGGCUGGCAGGGCGUCCUGGGCAAGGAAGAGCACGUGCACCCCUGUGGGCAAGGCUCUGCAAACACAGCCCCUCACCUCCUCACCUGCAUCCAUCUCCACCGCCAGGCUCGCCGGGCGCUGCGUGGGAUUUCCAUAUUCCCCUCCAUCCAGACGGGACCCCUUUGCAGAGUCAACCUCAGAUGCAACUGCCCAUUUCUGUAAACUCAAAUUAUAUUUCUUCUGCUAAAGAAUAAGGUGUGUGCUUUUUUGUGUGACAUUACUCUCUCUGCCUAAAAUAGGAAGUUCGGCCGGGUGGAGACCCAAGUGGCUGAUUCCUGUGGCCCCAGAGCAGAUCAGGGGCUGGGCCGCCGCCUCCAGGCUGCCCUACGGGCUGCGGCAUUCUAUCCGCUUCAGCUGGCCCUGGCCGGAGUCUUCUCUGCCCUCCUUCCCCCUGCACAUCUUCAGCCCUCGCUUUUGUUCCCCCUGCAAACAAUUAGAGCUAGCCCCAUUUCUCUGAGACACUCAACCCUGGGGCCCAAGCACUGAUAGGUUUGGGCGGGGGGGUCUGUCCUUGGACCCCUGACAAGGGAGUUUCCUCCCCACCCUGGUGUCUCCCCCCACCCCAGACCACAGCGAGCUGCCUCCCUGCUCUGUACCCAGGCCGCAGCACUAGCAUGGACCAUGGGGCCAGGGGGCUGGGUGGCCAGGAUGCUGAGACCCCAGCCUCGGAACCUGGCUACAGCAGGCCCCCCAGCAGGCUGACCACCAUGUCCACAGUUGGUGGCCAGGGUCAGGCCUGUGAACCUGGGGCCCUGCCGUCUAGCAUCAACGGCAUUCCUCCUUUGGAUGGUUGACAUCCCCAAAUGGAAGCUCAAAAGGAAGAUUCCUUGCUCUCCCCUCCACCGCCCCUCAGACCCUGGCCCCAGGCGGGCCGACACCAGCCCCCAGCCACUGCUCUCAUUCCUGAGACAACCGGGUAGGAUACACAGAGCUGCCGAUCCUUUGGCCAACCGGACCCUUCAGGAGUGAGACCCAGGGACCCCCUGUUUUGAACCCAGGGUGCAUGUGCCUGCAGCCCACCUGGGACCCUGGGUGUGGGUCCAUGGACCAGGUGAGCCCGCAUGGCCGUCCUGUCCAAGGCAGGAGCGCAGUCGGUCUGUCCAGACCCUGACUAGCCCAGCCCCUCUGUGGCCCGAGCAUGGCCCUGGAAACUCCCAGGGCCCUCGGCCUUCUCUGUCCUAGCUGCUUCUUCAGUGAGCAUUCACAAAGCACUUGCCCAAAUACAUAUCACCCGUUGGUAGGCUUGAAGCCUCGAAGCACUGGAUCGUGGUCCCCCUGCCCUGUCCCCAUGCCCCUCGUCCCCAUGCCCAAUGACUGAAAUCUACUGAGCUGUAUUCACUGUGCUGUCCGGGGGGAGAGGUGAGGGGGCAACGCUACCCAGGAGAGCCAGGCACCUUUGCGCCCCUCCCGGCUGGGGUCGCAAGGCCGCGGCCGCUCCUGGUCGGUGGAGGUCAGCCGGGUAUCAGAAGCCAUGAACCUGUCUCCGCAGCAGCAGCAGCAGCGAGUGAUACUGUGACAAGACAUUCCUGCGUGAUUCCAGGAGCUUCCCUCUCCUCUUUGCAUUCCAGUUUGUUACGUUCUUCCUCUCUGUCACUGAUUCAGAUUACCGCUUUUGGAAAAAAAUGAAAUAAAACUAAAAGGCAGCUUGAGUUUUCCAAACGUGCAAUUCACUUGUGAGCAAAGAAAUUCCGGAGGUUUCUAUCGGUGUGUUUUAUAUCGUUCAUGUUCCCGCGGUGAGGGAAGCUGAGCCCCGGUGUCGGAGCGCAUCACGCGGAGCAUACGUGUGUGUGUGUGUGUGUGUGUGUGUGUGUACCUGCUGGCAAGAACCCCGUACCUGCGCGUCCACAUCUCUCUCUUGCCAUUGUUCUAGUACAGACUUGGUUCCGUUUGUUUUCGUUGUUUGGGUUUGUUUGGGUUUUUUUUCUUUUAGAACUGUAUAGUGUUGAAAAAGAAAUCAAAUGUAAAUGUCAGGUUUUCAUAUAAUGUUUAAAAAAAAAAAACCAUUGAGAAGGAGGCCGGUGUAUGUCCUAUGUCCCCCUGAUUGUAAAUUGCUUCUGUUAUAAGUAAACUGUGCAUGACUCGUGUUUAGCGGUCAUUAUUGUGUCUGUUUGUGAAAUUUUUAUGAAAAGGAAAAUUCGGUAGAUGCACUUGUUGAAUAUGUGAUUAGGGUCUACGUCCUCCAGACUAGGAGCUCGGAACUGCUAGCGCGAAAGAAGCGCAGCUCGUAAGCAACGUGGAAACGGCUGACAGAGAAGGAUGACGUACAAGCCACCCCAUGUCGGGAAUCAUCAGAUUGAUUCUGCAGAUCUCAUUUUGAUGCUUGUGAUAAAGACAGAUGUACUUGUGUAGAGAAGCAUCUUUAAGAUGAAGCCUAGGAGCAGCUGAUUCGAGGUUAAUGCUGUAGAAUAGGACUGUACACCAAAUGUAAUCUUUCCAAUGCGACAAUGAAUUUAUACAUGAGAUUGAUAUGCAAUAAAUCCGUGUGCUUUUCUCA
This is a messenger RNA of Canis lupus familiaris (dog), 9166 nucleotides long. It is a transcript of the gene PRDM16, whose product is annotated as PR/SET domain 16. The transcript has 16 exons. NCBI's taxonomy places the organism in Eukaryota, Metazoa, Chordata, Mammalia, Carnivora, Canidae. Gene Ontology annotation, cellular component: nucleus. The record is from RefSeq and is a predicted model, not a curated record. The coding region runs from base 1164 to 4631 and encodes 1155 amino acids. Gene Ontology annotation, molecular function: protein binding; histone H3K9 methyltransferase activity.